AUGAGGGGUCUUCUCAUAAAGCAGGGAAGAUUGUGUGGCUCAUGUGCUGGAGCAGUGGGUAACGCCUGCUUCCCUCUGCUUUCUCCCCAGCUGGCUGGAGGCAUCAUCCUGGGAGUGGCCCUGUGGCUCCGGCAUGACUCGCAGACAACGAAUAUUCUCUACCUGCAGCUGGGGGACAAGCAGGCCCCCAACACCUUCUAUGUCGGAAUCUACAUCCUGAUUGCGGUCGGAGCCGUCAUGAUGUUUGUGGGGUUCCUGGGAUGCUACGGUGCUAUUCAGGAGUCUCAGUGCCUUUUGGGAACGUUCUUCACUUGCCUGGUGAUCCUGUUUGCCUGCGAAGUUGCGGCUGGAAUUUGGGGAUUUGUCAACAAAGACCAAAUAGCCAAAGAUGUGAAGCAGUUCUACGAUCAAGCAUUUCAACAAGCGCUCAUGGCAGAAUCAGAUAUGAACAACGGGAAGGCUGUAGUGAAGACCUUUCAUGAAACGCUGGACUGCUGUGGUCCCGAUAACGCAGUAGGAGCUAUCACUCCCCUGUGGAGAGACGACCUCUGCCCAAAGAAGGAAGCCAUCCUGAAAAACCUUUUUGAGUCCUCAAACUGCCACAAAAAAAUUGACGAGCUGUUCUCCGGGAAGCUGUACCUGAUCGGUAUCGCUGCCAUCGUGGUUGCUGUGAUCAUGAUCUUCGAAAUGAUCCUGAGCAUGGUGCUGUGCUGUGGCAUAAGGAACAGCUCCAUCUACUGAGCCGUGAGAGCUGGGGAGGGGAAGGGGGGAGCAGGGCGGACGGCGCUAGAGGGGACCCCAAGUGCCACCAAGUGACCAGGAGACAUUUCAACAAAAGACGAAGACAACUAUGUAUAUAAAUACUUCCAAUAUUACCAUACAGUACUUAUCAUUUUUAUUUUGAAGUACUUUUUUUUUUUUUAAUAAAAAAAAC
Molecule: messenger RNA, 934 nt
Organism: Aptenodytes forsteri (emperor penguin)
Lineage: Eukaryota; Metazoa; Chordata; Aves; Sphenisciformes; Spheniscidae
Gene: CD81
Product: CD81 molecule
Exons: 8
Coding region: 1-741 (246 amino acids)
Cellular component (GO): membrane
Source: RefSeq, a predicted model, not a curated record